GCCUGUCCUCUAGUCCCGGUGCGGCUGCUUCCGGGCUCUGCGCUCCGGGCGGCUUCGCGAGGCCGAGGCCCCGACGCUGGGCCCGGGAGGGGCUGCAUCGCUUGGAUGCCUGGACGCUAGGCUCCCCAGGCAGGCGCGCGCUUUGCCUCGCUCCCGGGAUCUCCCAAGACAUCUCCGGCCUGACCUUGCGAAGACUGAAUCUCAGCUGCGGGCUGGGGUGCCAGUGGGGCCACGUUAUAGGAAUCACAGCCCUCUGAAUCAAAGCAGGAACGUUGCUGGCUGGAGUUUGCCGGAUACCUCACCCCCCACUCACUUAACAGGAGACUUCUUUCUGAGCUGCCUUAGGGCAGCAGUUAGGACUCUCCUGGUCGGUCGGGAGCACCUAGGAACCGAGGCCACCUUCCUUCCUUCCUUCCUUUUUGGAUGGAGAACCGCCUCCCCAGUUUCUGGGGCACCUUGGGGCGUGGCCUUGGUGAGUGAAACUUGGGGUGCUGCCUGCUGGGAAGGAAACCUGGAAGACAGGGAGGACACUGUGACGGUGUCCCAGGCUUUGUCAGAUCCGUAGACUUUUGGAAUCGUGUGUGUGUGCAUAGUGGGGUGGUGGUGAAUGGAUUUGAAUGUGCCUCUCUUUACCUUAAAACUGAAACGGAAACAAGCCACUUCAGGCUGCAUGACCAUCCCGGGAAGAGGAGAGCCACUUCUGAGCUCAGAGUAGGACUCUCCAAGCAGAUUCCUGUUCUUCUGAGCCUAAACACACUCUGGUUUCUGAGGAAAUCCUCAGUCCUCCAUCCAAGAACCUAAGCCGUGCCAGGAAGCAGCCCCAGAAUUGGAGGGCUCAUUGCACACCCCAGCCAUGUUCCUCCGACGCCUUGGUGGCUGGCUCCCUCGCCCCUGGGGCCGCCGGAAGUCGACAAGACCUGACCUGCCCACCCCAGAACCCAGACGGAUGGACAGCUCCUCUGAGAAUUCAGGGAGUGACUGGGACAGUGCCCCAGAAACCAUGGGAGAUCUGGGGUCUCCCAAGACCCAGGACUCAGGUGCACAGAGGAGCUCUGGGGCUGCUCCAGAACCAAGCAGGGAGGCCCAAGUUGAGCAACUGGUGUACAAAAGAAUGGAUUCUCUCAAGUGGGAGAAGACUGCUUCCAGCACCCAAGAGUCUGGGAGACCAGAGGCUGGGGAGACCAUUCCCAAACUAGGACAGGAUCCUGUGGACUCAGAUGGCACCGGGAAACGUGGAGGGUCCCCUGAAGAGGAAUUGAACCCCUCAGUGGCUGAAGCCCUGGUAGAGAAGCCUGGCCGGCAUCAGAAGCUGCUGGGCUGGUUGCGGGGGGAUACAGGUGGGGGAGCAGGGGCUCCCCACCAGUAUCUGGGGGACCCAGAGGAGUGUCUGCAGAUCUCCACCAACCUGACCCUGCACCUGCUGGAGCUGCUGGCCUCAGCCCUGCUGGGGCUCUGCUCAAGGCCCUUGCGGGCAGCCUUGGACGCGCUGGGCCUGCGUGGACCGCUGGGCCUCUGGCUGCAUGGGCUGCUGUCCUUUCUGGCUGCUCUGCAUGGACUCCAUGCUGUGCUGAGCCUACUGACCGCUCACCCCCUGCACUUUGCCUGCCUCUUUGGUCUUUUACAGGCCCUGGUGCUGGCCGUCAGCCUCCGGGAGCCCAUUGGGGAUGAAGAGGCCACUGACUUGGAGGGGGAGAAGUUAGGGAGGGAGGGGGAGGAGCAGAGGGGAGACCCAGGCAAGGGGCUGUGACCAAGGGGUACGGUGUGACCCAGGGUCCUACCCUCAGUGGGGUGGGAGCAAGGAUGAAGAUAGUGUGGGAGGUAUGAUCCAAAUUGUAAGUACAGGGACCUCAGGGAAGGGGCAGAAACCCCAGAGUAUGAGGGCACAGAGCCCCCUCCACACACAGGAGAGCUGUUCAGGGUGUCUGUGUUUAUGAACAGUGGGGGCCUCGCCCUUGAAUUCACCAGCUGUUGUUAAUUUUUGCUUUUACAUUUUUCCCACUUUGUUUUUUUCUUCCACCUCCACUUUUUAAAAGCAAAAAAAAAAAAAAAAGUGUGGUGGUGAGAAUAAAGACUGAAGGGUCCUCUCAACCUUUUAAAAUUCUCCAGGGGUGGAGAAAACCAGUCAGGACAGACAGACCUCUGGGUGGGGUAAGAGGGUGGUUGAGAGACUCGGGGGAUCCCUUGGAUCCUGGGAUCUGCACCAUCUGGGGAAGAGCAGCACUCCUAGGUGGGUACAUUAGGGAGUCUGGAUGGGGUUCCCACAGGUGAUGGGGAGCCUGAAGGGAGGACCUGAGGAUUCCUAGGAGCCAGGGGGAGUGGGGCUGGGUGCAGGCAGUGUUGGCAGGACAGCCAGCUCAUAGGGGCUGGCAGCUCGCAGGCAGCAUGGGGAGCACUGGAGUUUGCAGACCCCACUAGGGGGUUGGGUUUGCUCACUCAGCAAUAAAUAACUGUGUCACACCAAAUGCUAAAUAUACCACUACAAAGCGAGAGUUA
Molecule: messenger RNA, 2493 nt
Organism: Capra hircus (goat)
Lineage: Eukaryota; Metazoa; Chordata; Mammalia; Artiodactyla; Bovidae
Gene: C23H6orf47
Product: chromosome 23 C6orf47 homolog
Exons: 1
Coding region: 854-1747 (297 amino acids)
Source: RefSeq, a predicted model, not a curated record